AUGCCUCAAUCUAAAGAUUACUUUGACGACAGCGAGUCUUUGGAAAUGGGCAAUCAACCCCCGAAGCCAAAACGUAAUGCCUUCCUUCGCAUCUGUGGUACCCCAUGGAGGGAACUUUCCACACUGGAGCUUUGCCUGAGGAUUCUUGGCUGGUUGACCUUUUGGGUCGUGGUGGGUGUUAUCAUUGGUCUGAUCAUUCGGUACACAAAAUAA
Messenger RNA from Penicillium longicatenatum, 213 nucleotides. RefSeq lists its product as uncharacterized. The transcript has a single exon. Bases 1 to 213 code for a protein of 70 amino acids. The record is from RefSeq and is a predicted model, not a curated record. NCBI's taxonomy places the organism in Eukaryota, Fungi, Ascomycota, Eurotiomycetes, Eurotiales, Aspergillaceae.